AUGCGCACCAAACGCAGGCUCCUUUACCUCCCAGAUGAAGAGGCUGCACUUCUGGGCGAGCUCACGGACUCACCGCGCCCGCGUCCCUCCCGUCUUUCUCGACUGGCAAUCCUUUCGUCGGACGAUGAGAAGAGGGCUGCCUUUGCGAACGGCGUCACGGAAACCCCGGGAGCGGAGCUGGUGGACGCUGCCUUGCUCGUUUCCUACAACAGCUUCGCGUUGGCGGAUGGGUCUGGCACUCUUCGCCCGCCCCUGGCCGCGGGCGAGACCAUGGCGCUUUAUAGGUCGCUGCGAAAGUGUUGUCGUUAUUUGCGCAAGUUUUUGAAACGCCAAUCGGCGUCGCAGGCAACAACGGACUCACUUUCAUCCUCGACCCUGGAGUAUAGCGAGUCGUCUGACUCCGUGAGUGAGUCUGAACCCCGGCAAAGGCGGCAGAAGAGGUGUCCGAAGGAAGCGGAGGCUGUGCGGCAAACCGAGGGAAACUAUGCUGCAAUGACGGUUAUGGAGCUUAGAGAACUUUUGCGAAGGAGAAAGUUGCCCAUAUCUGGGCCCAAAGCCCUGCUUAUUUCUCGUCUCCAGGGCAGUGAUGAAAGGCCACUUGCACCCGAGGAAAACGGCCAGUCUGCCCACACGGUGCCUGCGUGCCCCGAUGAUGAAUGUUCCGAGGCCACUACUUCUUCUUCGGAAUCUCAAGACGGAAGUCCCCCUCAGAGCAUGUGGAGCGCUAUCCUUGAUAUGGGAACGAGACUGUUUCGUAAAUCAACUGGAUCUCUCCCCGAGGAGAAUACGGCUUCAUAUCGCAAACGUCGACGGAGUGAAUAG
This is a messenger RNA of Trypanosoma conorhini, 822 nucleotides long. RefSeq lists its product as uncharacterized. The transcript has a single exon. NCBI's taxonomy places the organism in Eukaryota, Euglenozoa, Kinetoplastea, Trypanosomatida, Trypanosomatidae. The record is from RefSeq and is a predicted model, not a curated record. The coding region runs from base 1 to 822 and encodes 273 amino acids.